Molecule: messenger RNA, 453 nt
Organism: Durotheca rogersii
Lineage: Eukaryota; Fungi; Ascomycota; Sordariomycetes; Xylariales; Xylariaceae
Exons: 2
Coding region: 1-453 (150 amino acids)
Source: RefSeq, a predicted model, not a curated record
AUGCCGUACCAGGGAGACUGCCGAGAGCAGCAACGGUGGGAGGGUCAGGAGGGGAGGCAGCAAACGCAGGACGAGAACAGGGGGCAGAAGCAGCUCGUAGCCGGCGCUGGGGCACAGUUCGAAGCCGUGGGCGUGGAUUACGACGGCAUGUCGCGCUCCCUCGCGGAGCUCGCGGGGCCGGCCCCGGCCGCCUCCCCGGAGCUUAAGGCGGCGCUCGGACGGACCGCGGCCGCCAGCGCCGCCCAAUCGGAGCUUUUAGAUUCGGCCAGUCGGAUACGGAGGACUGGGAUACGAGACGUCGUCGGGGCGGAUAAGAGAGGCGAGCGUGCGUUCGGCCCAGCGGAGGCAGAGAAACGGGGGACGACGACGACGACGACAACGAAGAAGGAGAAGAAGAAGAAGAAGAAGAAGAAGAAGAAGAAGAAGAAGAAGAAGGAAAACGGCAACAACUAA